Ornithodoros turicata is the source of this 1248-nucleotide messenger RNA. RefSeq lists its product as uncharacterized. Gene Ontology annotation, biological process: DNA integration. Gene Ontology annotation, molecular function: nucleic acid binding. The coding region runs from base 1 to 1248 and encodes 415 amino acids. Lineage: Eukaryota; Metazoa; Arthropoda; Arachnida; Ixodida; Argasidae. The transcript has 2 exons. The record is from RefSeq and is a predicted model, not a curated record.
AUGACCGACCUUCGCCAUCUCUCAGGCACCGACAACAUCGUCGCCGACGCCCUUUCACGAGCGCCGAUCGCAGCGGUCACCGAUGGAUUCCCCGCCUCGAUUGAUUACUCGGCAUUGGCAGAGGCGCAAGAGCCCGACGCCGAGAUUCAAGAGCUCCUGCUUUCUUCGCACUCUCUCGACAUCAAGAGCGUGCCGACGUUGAUUCCCUUCGUGCCUGGCUCUGUGACUGGGCCCGGUCAUGCGUGGCUUGCCAGCGGCUCCAAGGUUCAGCGUCACACAAUCUCACCGCCGUCGCAGUUCCCGGAGCCCGACGGACGUUUUCGCCAUGUCCAUCUCGACCUUGUUGGACCCCUUCCACCUUCUAAGGGCUGCGCCUACCUGUUCACUUGCAUAGAUCGUUUCACGCGCUGGCCCGAGGCUGUACCCAUCCAAGACAUCACCGCCGACACCGUCGUCCACACGUUCCUCCACUCGUGGAUCGCUCGCUUUGGGGCUCCAGCGGUUAUCACCACCGAUAGAGGCAGGCAGUUUACGUCCCACCUUUUCGCCGACGUAUGCCGCUUCCUGGGCGCUCGCCACCUGCAGACGACGGCCUACCAUCCCAGUGCUAAUGGCAUAGUAGAACGUCUUCACCGAACCCUGAAGAAUGCGCUUCGCACUGACCCCACUGGCCGCUGGGUGGAGCGUCUACCCAUUGCACUUUUGGGCAUCCGAGUGGCCAUCAGGUCCGACUUUCCUGUUUCACCCGCAAGUCUCGUAUUUGGGACGCCCCUACGACUUCCGGGACAGUUCUUCGACAGCGCCACGGCACAGCAGCCAGCCCCAGGCCCCUUGUUAUUCGCUGCUCGCCUGCACGCCUACUGUGCGGAUCUCCGCCCGCCCCCGACUCGCUCAUCGUCACGCCCAACCUUCGUCCACCCAGAACUGGCCACGUCCACCCAUAUCUUCCUGCGCCACGACGCCACCCGUAGACCUCUCCAGCCUCCGUACGACGGUCCGUCGCUCGUCCACUUCCGCCAAGGCAAGACUGUGACCACCCAACUGCCGAACCGCCGGGAGGUCGUGUCCAUCGACAGGGUGAAGCCGGCCUUCCUCCUGCAAGACGCUCCGGCCCCAGCGUCACGCAUGCCGCUGCCAAAACUCUGCAGCACCUUCGCCGAGAAGGGUCCGCUGGGCGUCCGGCCCGCCUUCGGUGCGACUCAUGCCGUCGCAGCCUUCGGUCCAGAGGGGGGGGGGGGAGGCUUGUAG